CGUAUGUUCGCGGCGGUCGCUCGCUUCCACGUGGAGGCAGAGCUCCGAACUGCUCCGUCGCCGAUGUGAGAUCGUUGUCGCGCGCGUUUUCCGCGGAAUAGCACGGCGACGCACGAGUGAAUGUAUAUCGCGCUGUGUUGCGUUGGUUGCCCGCCGGCGAAAGAAGCGGCGCGGCGCCGCGUCGCCCGUUCUGAAAAGAUCCCUUCGCGGCUAACUUCAGAGUGCAGUGACACGGUUCUUUAACGUACGGUGCGCGAAUGUGAGGAGAACUUGGCUUUCAGUGAGACUCCGGUGGACGGCACGCGACGCGACGCGACGCGAGACGAGUGGUGUGCUCCCUACGCGGAAUUUUUUGGAUUACCUGAAGCACAAUAGCGAGAGAGCGACGGAGGGGACUCCGCCCGUCUGUUCCUGUCGCGAGAGUGACGCGGGGACGCGGCCGGCGUCGCGGGAAUCGCAGCGCGCACAGCAAGGUGACCGCCGUCGACACGCGAAACGGGGCCAGAAGUCUCGUGCCUCGCAGUGGCCUUGUUCUGCCGGGCAAAAGACAAACCGGGUGGAAGCGUUUGUCGACAAGGACCGACGAUGAGCUAGCGACACCAUCAUGCACAGGAUGAAGCAUCGCGCGUUGCAUGCUUGGCCAUGGUUGUGGCUGUGGCUGUUUGUGGCCACGGCCGGCUCCCCGUCGUCCGACACCCCCGUGCCAACGACUCUGAUACCGCCACGUGGCGGCGGAGAUGGAGGCGCGGAAGGCGACGGCGGCGACGGCAACGGUGGCGGCGGUUCGAUGAAGCCAUCGAUCCCGUCGAUCGGCACCGCAACGAACCUGCCGAUCACGUUUGAGGAUGACGCGAGUCUUUUUUCGGGACCCGAGUUCCGUUUCACGCAAUCUCUAUACAAUGUCUCCAUUCCCGAGAAUUCCAUUGGCAAGACGUACGUUGUGCCCGAGGAACGGAUGGGCAUAAAGCUCGCGUCCGCCGACAGUGACGUCGACGUAAAGUUUCGCAUAGUGAGCGGCGAUCGCGAAAAGUUCUUUAAAGCGGAGGAGCGCACGGUCGGUGAUUUUUGCUUCCUCCUGAUUCGGACUCGAACCAGCAACGUCGACGUGCUAAAUCGCGAACGCAAAGACCGAUAUGUGCUCGAAGUGCGUGCCACCUCGAGCAAACGCGACGGUAGAAACAGAGUGAUUGCGCUCGAGGCGGACGCCACGGUGGUGGUGACGAUUCUCGACACGAACGAUCUCAAUCCGUUGUUCUAUCCGAUCGAGUACGAGACCACCGUGACAGAGGACACGCCUUUGCAUCGCAGCAUACUCAGGGUAAUCGCCGAGGACGCCGAUCUCGGCAGAAACGGCGAGAUUUACUAUAGCUUUGCCGAGGAGACCGAUCAAUUCGCCGUUCAUCCGGUCAGCGGCGUAAUAACGCUCACAAGACCGCUCAGGUACGCGGAACGCGCCAUACACGAGCUGGUAGUCCUGGCGAAGGAUCGCGGCGCUCUGUUCCGCAACGCGGGUACCAGCCGCGCGAGCACCGCUAGGGUCACGAUCAGGGUACGGCAGGUGAACUUGUACGCGCCCGAGAUCUACGUGCACCAGCUUCCCGACAUCGUCGAGAAUUCAAACGCCGACAUCUACGCGAUCGUGCGGGUGAUCGACCGUGACGACGGCGUACACGGCCAAAUCGCGAGCCUCGACAUCGUGGGCGGCGAUCCGGCCGGCCACUUCAGGGUGCGUCCGGCCGGCGGGCCGCGCUCCGGCGAGUACAACAUCGAGGUACUGCAUCUGCUCGAUCGCGAGACCGCGCUACAAGGUUACAAUCUCACCCUGCGCGCAAUGGACCGCGGGGUGCCGCAGCGAUACAGUUACAAAUUCGUGCCGGUGCACUUGGCCGACGUGAACGACAACGCCCCGGUGUUCAGUCGCGAGAUCUACGAGGUCAAGGUGCCGGAAACGGCGCCCAUUAACACGCCGAUCAUAAGGCUCAAGGUCACGGACGCGGACGAAGGGAAGAACGCAUUGGUGUAUCUCGAAAUAGUCGGCGGCAAUGAGGGUGGCGAGUUUCACGUGAACGCCGAGACCGGUAUGUUGUACACGGCCGUCAAUCUGGACGCCGAAAAGAAGGCGUUUUACACGCUCACGGUCUCGGCGAUCGAUCAAGGUAAUGCCGGCACGAGAAAGCAAUCCUCGGCGAAAGUGAAGAUCAACGUGGUCGACACCAACGAUAACGAUCCGAUCUUCGACCAGCCGGAAAUGGAGGUGCUGCUGGACGAGAACGAGCCGGCCGGCACGUCCGUCGUGCGAGUUACCGCGAAAGAUCGUGACUCCGGUGAGAACGCCUACAUAUCUUACAGUAUCGACAACCUUAAGAAAGUGCCGUUCGAGAUCGAUCAUUUCUCCGGUAUCGUCAAGACCAAACAGGUGCUCGACUACGAGACCAUGAAGCGGGAGUAUUUGCUACACGUGCGGGCCAGCGAUUGGGGCCUGCCCUAUCGGCGUCAGGCGGAGAUGCAAUUACGAGUGAGGUUGCGGGACGUGAACGACAAUCGACCGCAGUUCGAGCGGAUCGACUGCACCGGACACGUGCCGCGAUACGUGUCGAUCGGCUCCGAGAUCAUCACCGUGUCCGCGAUCGACUUCGACGCCGGGAACAUCGUCAGUUACCGCAUAGUGUCCGGCAAUUCCGACGGUUGCUUCGCCCUCGACUCGGCCAGCGGCGUCCUUUCGGUCGCCUGCGAUCUGUCGGACAUCAAGGCCACCGAGAGAACUAUCAACGUUACCGCAACCGACGGCACGCACUUCGCGGACGUCAAUCCCGUGCACAUACAUCUUGUGAACGCCAAACGGAAUCUGGGCUCGCAGGCGAGAAUCCUGACGGAUGAGACCGGCGCUUUCGAGUGUCACGACACCGGCGUGGCGCGCAGAUUGACGGACGCGAUCGCUUCAGCGGAGAAGAAUAACAUGCCGUCGCGGGACGACGAGUACACUCUGAUACCGAGUCGUUACGGCGAGAACGUGCACGCGCCCGAGUUCAUCGAUUUCCCGAACGAGAUACGGGUCAACGAGUCGCUCAAGCUCGGCACGAUUCUCGUACGAAUACGCGCCCGCGAUCGCGACCUCGAUUAUAACGGCAAGCUCGUUUUCGUUAUAUCCAGCGGCGACCGCGACUCCGUCUUCGGCAUCGAUCCGGAUACCGGCGAUCUGAACACGAUUGGUUAUCUGGACCGCGAGCGGGAAACCGAGUAUUACCUAAAUAUAAGUGUAUUCGAUCUGGGAAAACCACAGAAAUCCGCCUCGAAGAUGCUGCCGAUCACCAUCUUGGACGUCAACGACAACGCGCCCAAGUUCGAAAAGUCAUUGGCGAGUUUCAGGAUCUCCGAGACCGCGCUGAACGGCACUAACGUAUGGCGCGCCAACGCCACUGACGCCGACCUCGGUGACAACGCGCGCGUCACUUACUCUCUCGUGACGGAGACCAAUGACUUCCGCGUGGAUCCUGUGACGGGCGUAUUGAGCGUCUUCGGAAAGCUCGACAGGGAACGACAAGAGAUAUACGAGUUAAGGAUCCGCGCGCGUGAUAAUGGCGGCAAGGACAACGACACCCCGCCCUUGUACUCGGACGCGCUCGUCAGAGUGACGGUCGACGAUGUCAACGACAACGCGCCCACCUUUGCGCUGUCGAGUUACAACGUCAAGAUCCGCGAAGAUGUACCAGUUUGGACCGUCGUGGCCGUUGUGGACGCCACGGAUCCCGACGAAGGCGCAGGCGGCGACGUGGAAUACUUCCUGUCGGACGCGAUGGAGAGCGAAGGUUUCUUCAAGGUCGACAAGGUGUCGGGCACGGUGAGAACGACUCAGAGCUUGGACUUUGAGGAGCGGCAGGUGCACACGCUGACGAUAGUCGCGCGCGAUCGCGGUGAGCCGUCUUUAUCUUCCGAGACGAUGCUCGUGAUCGAGGUGAUCGACGUGAACGAGAACCUUCAUUCGCCAGUCUUCGAUGACUUUGUCGUGUCCGCGAGUGUCUUCGAGAACCAACCUAUCGGCACCCUCGUCACUACGGUUCGAGCGAAGGACGCUGAUCCCCCUGGUGGAGAUUCGAGAAUUGGAUACAGCAUUCAUGGAGGCGACGGCGUCGGCAUUUUCUCCAUCGACAACGAAGGAAACAUCAGGACCAAGGCGGUGCUCGACGUCGAGACGAAGAGGGGAUACUGGUUGACCGUUUACGCCCAGGAUCACGGAGUGGUUCCGCUGAGCUCGAGUCUGCAAGUCUACGUCGAAGUGCUGGACGAGAAUGACAACACGCCGCUGACCGAGCUUCCCGUUUACUAUCCAUCCGUGGCGGAGAACUCGCCCGCCAGCGUGAGCGUCCUGCAGAUCCGCGCCUUCGAUCGCGACGUCUCGCCCCAGCAAUUCGUCUUCACCAUCAGCAGCGGCAAUCCGGAGGGUUAUUUUCUCAUCAACUCCACCACCGGUCUCAUCAGCACCAGUGGCAGGAAGCUCGAUCGCGAGAAUCAAGCGGAGCACGUGUUGGAGGUGACAGUGAGAGAUAACGGCAGGCCACCUUUGUCGUCGACUACGAGAGUCGUCAUCGAGGUAGCGGACAUUAAUGACCACGGUCCGGAAUUCGAGCAGAAGUUCUACACGGUCCAGAUUCCAGCGUCGCCGGCGACCGACAAGCCGCUCUUCCAGAAAUCGAGGAACCGCUCGCGGGAGUUCGACCUUUCGAUCGAUACGUUACUAGAGAACGGGACUUGGGAGACAUUUAGCCCCGACACCUUGUCAGGAGAUCGUAUCUUCAGGGUUCUUGCGUAUGACCAAGAUAUCGGUGACAACGGGAGAAUCCAGUAUAGCAUCAAAGGCGGUCGGGGAAAGGGCAAGUUUAAAAUUCAUCCCACCACGGGGAUGGUGUACUCCCAUCGUGGAUUCGAGGCUGGACAAGAAUACGAAAUGAUGAUACGAGCGGCCGAUCACGGUGAGCCCCAGCGUAGUCAUCAGACUCGAGUUUCUGUUCAAGUUGUGGAGGCGCCGAAGGAAUCGGAGAACCCUCCAGUGUUCAAGACAAACAAUCAAAGUGUAGAAGUCACGGAGAGCGACGAGGCGGGCUUUUUAGUCGCCCUCGUGCAAGCUAGCGACCGAGACGGUGAUUCUCUGUGGUACGAUAUUUUAGACGGCGACAAGCGCGACGAGUUCUUCAUCGGCCGCGACAACGGUAACGUGCUGCUGGCCAAGAGGCUGGAUUGGGAGACCCAGAACUUCUACAAUCUUACAAUCGGCGUAACCGACGGCGUACACACGACGCUGACGCAGCUGCUCGUUACCGUGAUCGACAUCAACGAUCACCGGCCGGAGUUCACCGAGAACACGUAUCGCGUCGACAUCUCGGAGAAUGUCGAGAAGGGCGAGAGAAUCCUGCAGCUGCACGCGACCGACGAGGACGAGGAUAAGAAGGUCUUCUACAGCCUGCACGCGGCGCAGACUCAGGCAUCGCUCGAGAUUUUCCACGUGGACUCGGUCUUGGGUUCGAUCACGUUGAACGAGCCGCUCGACCGGGAGACCAUCGAGGAGCACGUGCUGACGGUGAUGGUCAAGGAUCAGGGCACGCCGGCCAAGCGCAACUACGCUCGCGUGAUCGUCACUGUCCACGAUCACAACGAUCACGCGCCCGAGUUUAUCAGUGAGAUCAUUCAGGGCAAGGUAUACGAGAGCUCGCCGAUCGGCACGGCGGUGGUGCAGGUGUGCGCGAUCGAUCGGGAUCGCGGCGAAAACGCCAAGAUCACCUACUCGAUCACGUCCGGCAAUGUCGGCAACGUGUUCACCGUCGAUCCGGAUCUCGGUUUCAUCCGUGUCGCCCGCGAGCUCGACCUCGGCGUUUCCUCCGAGUACAUCCUACUCGUGAAGGCGACCGAUCACGGCUCUCCCGCGCUGGCGAACACCGUGCCGGUGCACGUGAUGGUGACGAUGGCCGACAACGCCCCGCCACGCUUCAUCCAGAAGGAGCUGUCCGCGGAGAUAUACGAGAAUCAGCAGCUGGGCACGUACGUGAAGCACGUGGAGGCGCGGAGUACGUCGUCGUUGCAGUUCGAGAUCGUGCGCGGCAAUCGCGACGACACGUUCUUCGUGAAUCCGAGCACCGGCGUGAUCGUCAUCAAGAAUCAGCUGGACUACGAGACGACCAAGUUCUACAAUCUAACGGUGUUGGCGACGAAUAUGGCCGGCGCGUCCGCCACGUGCAAUGUUAUCGUUCACGUGCUCGACCGGAACGAUAACGCGCCGCGCUUCCUGCAGGCCCAGUACAGCGGCGAGAUCAGCGAGGGUGCCAGCAUCGGUUCCCUCGUGUUGACCAACACGAGCGCGCCGCUGGUCAUCAAGGCUGAGGACGCGGAUUCCGAGUUGAACGCACUGCUCAAUUACGACAUUGUCGAAGAUUUGCCGCGAAAGUACUUCCACAUAGACUCCAGCACCGGCGCCAUACGCACGGUCAUGCUGCUGGACCACGAGACCAUACCGAUGUUCUCGUUUCACGUGAAGGUCUCGGAUUUAGGCAAGCCAAAGCUCUCGUCCGAGACCACCGCCAAAGUGAUGAUAGCCGUGACAGAUGUCAAUGAUUGUCCGCCUAAGUUCUCCAGGACUGAUUACAACGUCACGCUUCUGCUGCCGACGUAUAAGAACGUCGCCGUCACUCGAGUGAACGCCGUCGAUCCUGACAGCUCCGAAGGAGCGGCAUUGAGAUAUGACAUCAUCGAUGGGAAUAAGGCUCACACCUUCGAUAUAGAUGCUCAGAGCGGCAUUAUUACGGUCCAUAAUCCAGAACGUAUGAAGAAGAACUAUCUUCUCCAUGUGCGAGUGUCAGACGGCAAAUACUCGAGCGUGGCGCAGGUGAACGUGAUGGUAGAAAAAUCGGAGAACUCCGGUUUGAUCUUCCAAAAGAAUGUCUACGAAGGUGCCAUCUUGGAGAACUCCACAAAGAUUGCAACCGUAGUUGUAGUGAACGUUCUCGGUAGUUUAUUGAACGAGCACAUUGUCUUCAGCAUUCUUAAUCCCACCGACAUGUUUGUAAUCGGACCAACUUCCGGAGCGAUCAGAACCAAUGGCAUACGAUUCGAUCGAGAGGUGUGCGAUCACUAUGAAUUGAUCGUCGAAGCGAAGAGCCACCCGCCGGAUCGGGAGAAGCCCAGGGUGGCUCAUGUCAUAGUGAAUGUCACUAUACUCGACAUAAACGACAAUUGUCCGAUAUUCGUUAAUUUACCUUACUACGCUGUCGUCUCCGUCGAUGCUCAAAAAGGCGACGUCAUUACGAAGGUUCACGCGAUAGACAUGGAUAGCGGCGAUAACGGCGAGGUGAGAUACGAAUUGAAGAAGGGUCACGGGGAACUUUUCAAGGUGUGCCGGAAAACCGGUGAAAUAUCGUUAAAACAGAAUCUCGAAGGUCACAAUCGCGAGUACCAGCUUACGAUCGCCGCGUAUGACGGCGGAAUAACGCCUUGUUCUAUUGAGGUGCCAGUCAACGUGAAGGUGAUAGAUCGCUCGAUGCCAGUAUUUGACAAGCAAUUCUACACGGAUAGCGUGCUCGAGAGUAUAGAAGUACAUUCACCUCUGGCGUUAUCCAUUCAAGCUGAGUCACCUCUGAAUCGCAAACUCAUAUACAGCAUUACUAAGGGCAAUGAUUUUGAGGAGUUUGCCCUGGACUUCAACACGGCCCCCGACAGUAACAAUGGUCCUUGUGUAAUCUAUGUGGUGGAUGAGCUGGAUUAUGAGCAAAAGAAGCAGUAUGAGCUGACCGUGCGCGCCACCGACAGCGUGUCAGGCGUUUACGCGGAGGUGCUCGUCAGCAUCCUCGUCCUGGACGUGAACGACUGCCCGCCCGAAUUCACCCAGGACUCCUACAAUAUCUCGGUAUCGGAGGCGGCGGUAUUCGGAACCCCCGUUCUACGAGUGAGCUCCAGAGACAAUGACACGGGCAUCAAUCAACAAGUUCGUUACGCUAUUCAAAAUGACACCGAGGACAGCACGGAUCUCUUCCACAUCGAUCCGGACGAGGGGGUGAUAUUUCUCAAGCGAUCUCUGGAUCACGAGAGCCGUGAGUCCCAUCAUUUCACCGUGAUCGCCAUGGACCGCGGCGUGCCGAGUCUGUCGAGCACGGCGCACGUCUGGGUGAGCGUGAUCGAUAUGAACGACAAUCCGCCCAAGUUCGAGCAGCCCUCGUACACCUGUUCCCUGUCGGAACACGCCGAGCGUGGUCAAUUCGUGACGGUGGUGUCGGCCAGCGAUCCCGACUACGUCGACGAAAAGCUAACGUACACCAUCGUAGGUGGAAACGAACAGCAGACGUAUAACAUCGACCAGUCGACCGGCAUCAUUUCGCUGAUAAACAUGCAGAAUUUUGGCGAGCAAAAACUCAGCAUGCUCAAUGUAUCCGUCACCGACGGCGUCUACACCAGCUUCACCCGCGUCAAGAUCGAGAUUCUGCCCGCGAAUAGGCACAAUCCGAAAUUCCCGAACCCGGUGGUCGAGGUGACCGUCCUGGAGAACCAGUUACCUGGUAGACUGGUCACCAGCGUGCUGGCCGUGGACGAAGACUUCGGCGAGUACGGCACGGUGACGUACGCGAUAAUAUCGGAGAUGAUGAAGGAGGUGUUUGACAUAAAUAAGCUCAGCGGCGAGAUAGUGACGCGUAAGAAGCUCGAUCGGGAGGAGCAGAAGCGCUACGAGAUACCGGUCAUGGCGAUGGACGGUGGUGGUAGAUCCGGGUUCGUGAUGGUGCGCGUUAAGGUAGGCGACGAGAACGAUAACGCGCCGGUGUUCCUUAUCAGGGAAUACAAAGCGACUAUCCAGGGCAAUCUGUCCUUGAACACGCCCUUCCUGAAAGUCAGGGCGCAGGACGCGGACGAGGAUGAGGCAGCCAAGAUCGUGUAUUCCAUCUACGAACCGCAAACGUCGCCGGCUAGAUCUUUGUUCGGUAUAAAUCCCGAUACGGGAUCUCUCUAUCUACAGAAGAGCGCUGUGCCGUGGGAAAACCAACUGUUCGAAUUGUUUAUUCGCGCGGAGGACAAAGGCACGACCACGCACCACGCCGAUGUUCCGCUAAGUAUUUAUAUAAUGGGUUCCCACGAUAUCCCGCCUCUAUUUGAGCGAAAAGAAGAUAAAUUCUUUGUAAGAGAGGACUCUUCCGUCGGGACGCCGAUCACAAAACUCAAGACCGUCACAAAUAGCACUGUGACAUACCGCAUAGUGUCCGGCGAUGAGGAUAAUCCGCUCUUCACGAUCGACUCUCACGGCCAGAUCACUCUGGCGAGACCGUUGGAUCGAGAGUUGAAAGACAGUCAUUUGAUUGGGGUUCUCGCUGAAACAGAUUCCAGCCCGCCGCUCACAGCUCUCGCCGAGAUCUCUCUUCAAGUGCUGGACGAGAACGAUCACGCGCCGAAAUUCGAGAGCAAUCCGUACGCGAUCAGUUUGGCCGAGAACAUCGAGGAGGGGACGUCGAUAUUGAAAGUCAUUGCGCACGAUAAGGAUCUUGGUAGCAACGGUGAAGUACGUUACUCCUUCGGAUCCGACAUAGGGGAAUUAGCGAACGUUUUUACGGUGGACGCCUACACCGGUUGGAUAUCGACGUUGGUACAGCUCGACAAGGAAAAACAACCAGAGUAUAAGUUUCAGGUGGUUGCCACUGACAAUGGAAAUCCGAAACACUUCGCGAGGACGUCGGUGCACGUCAAGUUAAAGGAUUAUAACGAUAACUCGCCCGCGUUCGUCGACGAUCGUUACGAGGCUACGGUGAACGAGGACGCUUUACCAGGAACGGUCGUGGUGAAAUUGAUCACCGUCGAUAAAGACACAGAUGUCAAUACGCCGAUAGAAUUUUAUAUAACAUCCGGCGAUCCUAGGUCGCAAUUUCAAAUCAGAUCUACCGGCGAGGUGUACGUGGCAAAAUCCUUGGACAGAGAGACCAUUGAUCGUUACGAGCUUCAGAUCGUUGGUACCGAUGGAAAAUACGUUUUUGAAACGAAAGUAACGGUGCAAGUCUUGGACGUCAACGAUAAUCCGCCGUAUUGCCUCAGAUACCGUUACAGAGAAAUACUUUCCGAGGGCUCGCAUCCUGGCGCCUAUGUCUUGACCGUGUUGGCCACCGACUAUGACGACGAGCCGAACGCCAAGCUACGGUUUUACUUAACUGGCGACAAUAACGACAAAUUCUCGUUAGACAAGGAAACGGGCGUGCUGAAAACCGUUGGGCAACUCGAUCGAGAGACUCAAGCUAAGUAUUCCUUGACGGCCCACGUGCAGGACCGGGAUAAGCCAACUUGGGAGUGUUCGUCGCAGCUGGAGAUUCUCGUUUCCGAUCUCAAUGACAACGCACCGAAAUUCACUAUGUCAACUUACAGCAGUACUUUGCCCGAGGAUGUGGAGAUCGGCACGUUAGUGACGAAGGUACACGCUACGGACAACGAUAUCGGUAUCAAUCGGAAGAUCCGAUAUGAGUUUAUCGAUUCGGCGGACGGUCACUUUCUCAUCGCGGCGGACAGUGGAAUAGUCACGCUGGCCAAGCCACUGGACCGAGAAACGAAGGCCAUGUACAAUGUUACUAUUCAGGCACUCGAUCAGGGCACCCCUCAGCUAAUGGGGGUCGCCUCUCUCAUCGUUAACGUGCAGGACAUCAACGACAAUCCGCCAGAAUUCGCUUCUAAGCUCUACUUCGCGAAAGUGCCUGAGAUUUACGCGGUUGGUACCGAAGUGGCACGAGUGCUCGCCACCUCCAAGGAUACAGGGGUGAACGCUGAUAUAUAUUAUUCGAUCGUCGGUGGUAAUGAGCACAAGAAGUUCCAAAUAGACGCCAAGACGGGCGUCUUGACCAUCGCCGAACAGCUGGACUAUGAACGGGCUCGCGAUUACUUCCUCACUAUCCAAGCUGUCGACGGAGGUAUCCCGCCGCUAAGCAAUCACGCUACUGUCAAUAUCACCGUCACCGACAGCAACGACAACGCGCCGAUUUUCAGCGAAGUUUCGUACAGAGCCUUCGUGAGAGAAGAUGCGAAAAAUGGGGAGAAAGUUACGCAAGUGUACGCGAAUGAUUUGGAUAGCGAGGAGAAUGGCAACGUGUCGUAUUAUAUAGAACGUGGCGACAGACAGAAGCAGUUCUCCAUCGACAGAAAAACCGGACAGAUAAUGGUCGCCGCUCCUUUGGACCGAGAAGAAAUUGCGAGCUACGUAUUGGAAGUUCAUGCGCGUGACAACGGCAUUCCGAUGCUCUCGAGCUUCGUGAUGGUAAACAUCGAGGUCCUGGAUGCGAACGACAAUCCGCCGUUGUUUUCCAUGCCAAAUUACACGGCUGUUGUGCAGGAGGACAAACCACUCGGCCAUACGGUUUUGCAAUUCGUCGUCACCGACGCGGACAUCGAGCCGAAUGCCGAGCCGUACACCUUUGAUUUCCGUUCCGGCAACGAAGGCGACGCGUUUCGACUGGAGCAGGACGGCACCUUGCGAACGGCGACGAAAUUUAACAACCGAGUGAAGGAUAAGUACGUGUUGCAUGUCCGAGUGUUCGAUAAUGGCAGUCCGCCAUUGUAUUCGGACGCGUGGGUUGUAAUCAAGGUGAUCGAGGAAUCGCAGUAUCCACCAGUAAUCACGCCUCUCGAAGUGAUUAUCAAUUCUUACAUGGACGAGUAUCCAGGUGGCAUUAUCGGAAAAGUCCACGCGACCGAUCAGGAUCAAUACGACACGCUUCUCUUCAGUUUGGUGCCAUCCUCGCCGAUCCCGAGCACCGAUCUCUUCCAGAUAGACAAGAUCGACGGCACGUUAGUGGCUUUGCCUAGACUCGACGUGGGCGAAUAUAGGAUAAACGUUAGCGUGACGGACGGCAAGUUCCACUCGUGCUCGAUCGUAAAAGUUAACAUCGAUCUGGUGACCGACAAGAUGCUCGAAAAUUCAGUGAUCGUGAGAUUUCGAGAGGUCAGCCCGGAAGAUUUCAUGCUGAGCCAUCGCAAGGGCUUCGUCAGAACCGUUCGAAACGCGAUGAAUUGCCGACUCAAGGACAUCGUCAUUAUCAGCGUGCAACCAUCGACCGAUGAGGCGAACCUGAUCAAGUCGCGGGCGAUUCGCCAGGCGGUGCACAACGAUCUCGAUCUUCUGUUCGCCGUGAAGAAGGCGGCGAAUCCCGCGGGUUCAUCGGGUUUCUACGCGUCGGAGAGCAUACGCGAAGCGUUGAACCAGCACGUGGAGGAGUUGGAGGAGUCGACGAAGCUGGUCGUCGAAGAGAUCGUCCGCUUCAAGUGCAACAAAGGUUACUGCUUCUACGGCGACUGUCAAGACAAGAUCACUCUCGAUCCUACGCAAAUCACGCCUGUGUCCACUGAUGUGAUGAGCUUCGUGUCGCCGCGGCACAAACACAAGAUGGAGUGUAAUUGCAAGGAGGGAUAUGCCGGCAGUCACUGCGAAGUAGUGGUCAACGAGUGCGCCAGGGAUCCCUGUCCUCUGUUCAAAGUCUGCGUGCCGGACUCUUCCAUUCAAGGAUACUCGUGCCAGUGCCCUGAGGGAUACGCCGGUCAGACCUGCGACAUAGAUAUUUCCAAAUGCCAUGACGAGUCGUGUUACAUUCCGCGAAAUCCCAUAUCUUUCAGCGGCAAGAGUUACGCGCGCUACAAGAUCGACAAGGCGCUAAUACGGCAAACGAUCGAGGAUCGUCUCAGCUUAUCUUUGAGAAUCAGGACGAUGCAGCCUACCGGCAACCUCAUGUACGCGGCCGGUAAGGUGGACUACAACAUUCUGGAGAUCGUUAACGGCGUGAUGCAGUACAAAUUCGAUCUGGGCAGCGGCGAGGGGCUGGUCAGAGUGAGCAGCGUGUACGUGAGCGACGGACAAUGGCACGAGAUCCAGCUGGAGCGGGAGAGCAACAGUGCCCGGCUAACCGUAGAUGGAAAACACAUCGCUCACGGUUCCGCACCCGGUAUCAAUGACAUCCUGAACUUGCAAUCGGACGAUCUGUAUCUGGGCGCGGAGGUGAGGCAGCAUCCGUCUAUCAUCGGCUUUGAGGACGUGCAACGCGGCUUCGUCGGCUGCAUGGACGACGUCAGAAUCGCCCGAGUGUCCGUGCCAUUGCACAUGAGCGGCGCCAGCAGCGUAGCGAUUCUCAAGCGAUUCGCCAACGUCGAGUUCAGCUGCGACACGGCGACUAUCCUGGUGCCGCCGGGUGUCUGCGGCUCGCAGCCGUGCCAGAACGGCGGCACUUGCAAGGACAUGGGCAGCGACAACUACGAGUGCCAGUGUCACAGCCGGUUCGCCGGUCUAGCUUGCGAAAUCGACACGGACCCUUGCGCCUCCUCGCCCUGCCUCUACGGCGGCCGUUGCAAAAUCGUUCCGGAGGGCGGUGAUUACGUCUGCGAGUGCGUCGGGCCGAGUCUCAGCGGCAAACGUUGCGAGUUUGGCAGGUACUGCAGCCCGAACCCGUGCAGCCACGGGGGCGUGUGCGAGGAGGGCAACAACGGCCCGAUCUGCAAGUGCCAGGGCUUCGCGGGCGACCGCUGCGAGACCGACAUAAACGAGUGCGACGCGAGUCCGUGCACGAACGGCGGCACCUGCGUCAACGAGAUCGGCACGUACAGAUGCAUCUGCCCGCCGAACAUGACCGGCCUGAACUGCGGCAACCCGGCCUUCUCCACGCCCAUCAUAUCCAGCCACUUCAACAUCCCGUGGGACCAUCUCAUGUGGAUCGGGAUCGCGGUGCUGCUCAACAUCUUGCUCAUCAUCAUAUUCGUCGCCUUCUGGCGGAUACGGACGAAGCGAACCAGGACGCGCGCCAACAACAUCAACAACGAGACGCGGAAGCAGAUCGUCCUGAAUUCCGCGAGGCCGCACGAGCACGAGUUCAAGCGCAGUUCGAAACUGAGCAAUCUGGAAGUCAUACAGAGAGAACCUCCCCAAUGCCCUCCCAGACCCGCCUCCUACACCCCGAGCUCGAACAACGAGCCUGCCACGUACGGUAACACGGCGGCGGUGGCUCUAAAUAACUUGGACACCCUGCGCAGCUACGGUAGCGCGGGCGACGAGCUAGAGAACUUCCCGCCGGAUUACCUGCGGAAUCUGAAUCGCAGCACUCCCGUACCACCCCCGUCCCUGACCCUCGCUAAUCCGGUCGGCGGAAACGCAACUGGCAGCGACACGGACAGUCUACACAAGCCCACCUGGCAAGAGCAGAUGCAGCUGGCUUCCUUCAUAACGGACACGACUAAGAUCAAGAACGACCUGAAACGAGCGAGCCCAGUGGUACCAGAGCUGACCACUGGAGGACUUCUACUAAACUCUUCUCGACGGACGCCUCACGCGGUUGGGUCCUCCGUCGCCUCCGUCACGUCCAUCGAGGAUGAUCCUCGCAUCGUCGGCGGAUAUCACUGGGACUGCUCAGACUGGGUCAGACCGAGUCAGAAUCCCUUGCCUAACAUUACGGAAGUACCUGGCAGCGAGGUCCCAGACUCGUCCAGCUUCCAUAGCAAUGAGAGUAAUGAGUCCAAUACUCAUCAAUUACCAAUAAUGCAUGGUCCGAUAGAUCCAACGAGGGACAUCGAGACCUUGAACGAAGAUCAAGAAUCGGAAUACGUCGGCGAUUCCGAGUGCGGGACCGAGUUCUCGGAGCAGUAUCAUUGCGCGGAGACGCAGCGUCUGAACCCCCUCGACAGCGGCGGUGAGGGGGAUUACAAGUACAAGAGCUCCGAGAGCUAUCUGCGUCACCCGAACUCGUACCUGCCCCAUUACAAUAUUCACACCGACACGGAGAAUGAGACGAAUCCGCUCAACGGCCGUCUCAGCACCCUCGAGUCCGACGAGGAAGAAGACGACGUAGUGCCUUAUGGUUUUCCGAGCACCCGCCGUAACCGAUGCCACAAGGUGAUCGAGGAGGACGAGAUCGGCUCCGUUAUCACCACGCUGGAGGAAAGAAACUCGCUAUUGGGCGGCGCAAGCAAUAGCGAUCUCUCCACGAAUCUUUGCGAGAUCGAUGAUUCCGAGUACGAGAUCGCGGAUCAGAAGAGCAACGGGCGCCUGUGGUUAUCGGGGAACGGCAUCACGCAGACCUCAGUGUGACGAACGGUGGUGCCGAAGUACGCGGAUAGACUGAAGCGUGCGAGAGCGUGUUUCUCUGUGCUUCUAUGAUUGAGAUGCGCGGAUGAUGUCUGUGAAUAUAUGCAAUUUUGUACAUAGAGCGUUAUAUCGUCGUAGAGAAGUAAGACAGUCUGUACAGGCAGCUAUGAAGUAAGGAAGCCCGUUUGUGCGAGCCACCGGCGUGUUCUGCACGCACGUCGCGUGUACGAUGUAUACCGUCGCGGAAAUACAUCACGCCUCACAAAUCUCCUCCUACACAGGUAGAGUUCAAGCAUCAGCGUACUUAAUCCUGCAAACUAACAGCGAAUAUAGUUAUAUGUCCUACAACUGCAAGCAGUGCGUACGUCGUGUCAUAUUUUAUUUAUUUCAUUAUCGGAUGCAUCAUAUAUAUAUUUUUUUGUAGUAAUAUAUACACAUAUGUAGAAUCCAAAAAUAUAGAUUGACGUAAUUUUAUGGCUUGAUGGUAGAAAAAUAGAUAUCUGAACAUACAAUUCUCGUAUAUUUUUCUACUUUCAAGCCAUAUUUCCUCUUCUGAUUGCAAGAUAUUAAUAUGCUUUAUAAAUAUACAUUAUUUGCUUAAUCAAAAAGAAAAAUGCAUAAUAGAUGCUUAUUAGAUAACGCUACACACUGCACGCAUUCUUAAUGUUAUUUCAUUUCUGCAACAGUUUGAAAAUAUUCCUUUUGACUCUACCAAGGAGAUGAGAUUUAUUAGAGAAAAAAAAUAUAGAUUGUGGCAACUACGAGUACGCGUAUAUGCGUAAGAAAUUAUCUUAAGGAAGGGAGGAAUUCAUUACUCGAGAAAAGUAAAGCUAAUCACGACCGUGUCGUCAGACCAAUGACUAUUGUUUAAUGACCUAUCGUUUAAAUUUAACGUGUUAAUCCAACAACUAUAUAAUUCCAGUGCAAAAGAUACAUAGGUACAUUUGUGUAUUUUUACUAUUUGCUAACUGACUUUAUUUUGGUUACGUAUAAAUGAGAACCGACGGACUACUUAAUAAUGCAUAUAUUAAGUAAGAAAUAGCAGAUUAGCGUGUAAGUAAAUGGACUCUAGUGAAAAAAAAGAACAGCCUCCUCCAUGCGUUACGGAGUGGACAUGUGCGCGACUGUGCACGUGUUUAUUGCACAGGUUAAUAGUUAAAAAAGAAUAUAUGAAAUAUUUUUACUGUGAUGAUAAUAAUGUUUAUACGAUGAUCAAAUACUAUGACUUGUAUCAUAAUAAUUGCAAUGUUAAUUACCCAACGUUUUAUAACAAAUUUAAGAAAAAAAGAUGAAGUGCGAUGGAAGGGGCGACGUCCUCCUCCGUGUAUACGUAAGCUAAGUCAACGUUCCGUUUAUUUAACAUUUUUUUUCUUCUUAUCUCUUUAUUCGUCAGCCACCAUCAGUACGACCGAUGAAUCUGCAUACAUGGUGCUACUAUUUACAUCACGCUUUAUCGUCUAUCUACUCUUUAAUAAGACUGCUCAGCGGCGCGAGGUAAUUCACCUCAUCGCGCCCUUUACCAAUCUGCCAUUCGCAUCUCAUGUAUUCUCUCAUCAUAGGAAACUCCAUAUAAUAUAUAAUGGAAUACUUUUUAAAACUGCCAAUUAAUUCUUAAUGCCAUAUAAGCAAUGCAUUUCCUUCGAUUAAUUUGUAUAAAAGAGAUAGAAGAAUAUCAAGGAACAAUCUAUUACGCGUCUAAGGUUUUUUCUCAUUGUCACACUUCCAUUUAGAAUACUUUUUCAUUAAUGGAUAUUGUAUAGCGGCAGCUUAUUUGGGUGAGGUAUACAUGUUCUUUUAUACACGUAGAAUUUUGUUGAGAAAUUCGAUUUUAUGUUCCUGUUCUGUAAAGGAUGCCAGGCUAUCCUGCUCGUGUUUGGUAGGAUAACAUUAGCGAAUCAUAUUAAUAAUAAUGCUAAACAGGGUGAUUUUUAUGUUAUGACCAAGAGUAAAAGCAUCGUCUCUCGUCCUUGUAUAAGUUAAAAUCGACUGUGCUUCUACUUUCUGAAAUUUUAGAAGAUCAUACAUUAACGUUCGUAUAAUAAAAUUUUUUAAUGAUUUUAUAUUAAAAUCAAAUAAAAAAAGAUGAAGAGAAUAGAAUUGAUUUCGCCGAUUGCAAUUCGGUAAAAAUGAUAAGCGAUAUAAAAUUUCAGUGAGUAACAUGAAGCACGAAUAAAUAUUAUAUAACACAUCUAAUAGAUUAGUUUUAUUAAAAAAAAAAAAAAAAAGAAACGAUGAAGCACAUUGGUCAAAGACUGUAAAGUAGAAGAUAUAAAUGUGACAGCGGACUUUUUAUAAAUAGUAUAUGAAUCAUUUAGUGAUCUUAUACAAAAAUCACAAAAACCCGUUUUUUAGAAUUUCCCAACUGAUAAAUUAAUAACAUAAUAAGUGAUCAUUAUUAAUUUCUUUUCAUAGUUACGUAGUACAGAAUUGAUUGAAAGCAUAUAUAAAUGGUUUGUACAUAUAAUUUUCAGUAAAUUAUUUAUUGCU
This is a messenger RNA of Temnothorax curvispinosus, 17545 nucleotides long. RefSeq names its product fat-like cadherin-related tumor suppressor homolog (gene kug). The coding region runs from base 605 to 15061 and encodes 4818 amino acids. Gene Ontology annotation, biological process: adherens junction organization; cell-cell junction assembly; homophilic cell-cell adhesion. Gene Ontology annotation, molecular function: calcium ion binding; cadherin binding. Gene Ontology annotation, cellular component: catenin complex; plasma membrane; adherens junction. Lineage: Eukaryota; Metazoa; Arthropoda; Insecta; Hymenoptera; Formicidae. The record is from RefSeq and is a predicted model, not a curated record. The transcript has 25 exons.